CUAGUGGGCCCUGGAAACAUUCUAGGGGUGUGAAAGCAAGAAAUUGCUGUGAUAGGUAACAUCAUCCUAUCAAUAAUUUCAGACGCAGUAUGGGAAAUUAGGGUCUUCCUUUAUUAUUCGAAUAUUGAAGCUAUAAUUUAAAUUAACCCUCAUUCGACACAUUUUUAUUUGUGUUGAUUAUUUUGAAACGAACUCAGAUUUAAACUUAAUUUUAACUCUGAAAAACAAACUAAAAACACAGAACUCAAGCUUGAAAUGGAAGACAUUAGAAACUCAUCAACAUUCGACUUCUAUUUGAUAAAAGGAAAUUUCAAAAUGGGUUCAAUCGAUUGCAUCGAGCAUCCAACUAGACAUGAGUAAAAUUAAAAGCAUUUUUAUCAAGAGUCCGUUUCAUUCGGUUGACCCUACAUUACCCAAACAACGAUCUGCACCAAAAAUAAUGGAAUUUCUCUCGAUUCUGUGCUGAGGCACAGAGUAGCAUGAAGUAUCCACAGCUUUUUUCGAUGCCUGAAGCCCUACGCAUUUGGCUGGAGGAUGAAUUAGAAGCCAGAGGAAUAGAUACUGUGUACUCUCAUCAUAUUCUUAACAUUCUCCAGCACAAAAACCUCAAAGAAAGUUCAGUACACGUUAGUGGAAUCGAAUCACUUGUUGAUGAGCUGCGUACGAAAUUGAAGAAAUUCGAAAGUGAAGACGAAACUUACCCUCAAAAGACGUUCGGUUCAAGUACCAGUGCGCCAACCUGCUCUUUCCAGGACACGAUUUUAUUUGCAGAAACUGGACAAAAGUUUUCCGAAAACACAUUGCAUAAAUCUGGAAAUUCAGCGCUGGCUACGUUCACUAGCGCCUGGUCUUGUCCCUCGUACUACGAAAGAAAGUUUCUGAAAUGCGGGUUCGGUAGAAACCUAUCGAAUCUAGUAGUUGGAAACAAGGAAAAGAGUUCGGGUAGCAUUUUGAAGAAGUGGGAGGAGGAGAACAAAGAAAAUCAGGCAUCGAAAGAAAAUGUGGGUACAAAAGAGAAAAUGAGGUCAAGAUCAAGGUCUACAGUGAAACAGCAGCACGCUCACAAGGCAAGGAAGAACAUGGCCAAGUCUUUGGAUCGCAAGGAUGAUUUGUUGAAGGUGAAGGUGACGUUGGAUGGUAGCAAGGCAAGGAAACUGGAACUAGCCAAUGAGCCAGCGAGAGCCAUUCUGUCCAAGUACGACCGAGAGGUGAAGUCGAUUUGGUCGGACGACCUGGACGGUUGCGACGAGAACUUGCCAAUGGAUUUUCAACAGCUGUUAGAGUCACCUGAUAACACUAGUUUGCCCAUGGAGUUUUAUAAGAAUAUCAACAACAAGAGGCAACAGAUGAACUCGUUUAUCCAGUGUGGUACCAACAUCACCAGCUCCAUAUGGUCGACAGACACGGCCGACAUGGACUGCAGCGCCGAGCCAGAGUCACUCAUCCUCGACAACAACGACAAGCAACAAGAGGACUGCUCCAUGUCGUCGCUGUCCAUCUGGGACGACGACAAACAACCUUGCUAUCCGACCAACAACCAACCGACCCAACAAUGGAGCAAUGGCGAAAACCUAUUUGCCGACACACCGUGGCAGAUGAAAGCAGCCAAGUGGUCGGAUGUGGAAGGAACCAGCUUGCACAUCGACGAUGGCGGCAAGUUCUAUUCUGCGUUCGAUGACGGCCCACCACAGCCACCAGCACCAGAAACACUCAUCGACACAAGUCUGUCAGCGCUCAACCACAACAAAGAGGACAGCUGCUUCAUGGAGGUGGUGCCCAACUCCAACUCCAAUUCCAACAAGGUGUCGCAGUACAAGAGCCAUGUGGCUAGCUGCCAGUUGAAGAAUAUCUGGGAGGCGAAGAACGAAGACGAGGAUCUGUUCACCUCUAUGCGCACCCACUUUCAGCCGAUCGCUGUUAACGAGAUGAAGGAAGAGGCACAGGUGGUUGUGGAACCGCAGUACGAGGACGGCACAACGUUCCAGAUCAGCAGCAGUAUGGAGAAAGUGUACUUUGAGCGCAGCGACAGUGGCGCACUCUACCUAGACGCCGACAAAAACCAGAAGUAUCGCGAGUUCAAAGACGCCUGCUGCAUCGAGUACCCGGGCGUGUUUUGGCCCAAGUUCCGUGUCUGCCAGAACGAAAAGUUCUGCCAGACCGACGACGACGUGGUGGCCGAGGAGGGGGAGGGGGAGAUGUACUUUCCCGGUGAUGAGAAGCAGGUGGAGGAUUGCAUAGAGAGGGAUGCCGCCGCUGCUACAGUUAUCACCGUUGGCGGCUGGGUCACUACCUGGCCGGCUAGCAUAUGGAGUAACGACACGCCGCACUUGUGUAAUGUUUGGGGCGGCGCAGUGAACGGAGAUGCUCGCGUGGCAGUCGAGGAGCAGUACAUCAAGUUGAAAGAUGAAAUUUUGGAAGAAGGAGAAGAGUUGUUAUCAAAUUUGAGCUCCAUGCAAGAUCUUUACCUGAACAGCGAUGACUCUGCUACUGCUAUGCAUUCAACUCAGGCAGCUGCUCUCAUCAAUUUCAGUCAAGGCUGAGUUUCAUUUGCCUGUUGAACCUUCGCAGAUGACCUCCACUUGUGAGAGCUCAUUGUCACAAUCAUCAGCUGUUUUCACAACAAUUCAUCUGGAUCAUCACUCAAUUUAAGCAGAAAUUCUUAUUUCAUGCUUGACUGUAUUCAGUUUCACUGUAGAACAGUUUUUUAGUGGGCAAUGUCUAAGUGAUUAAAGUGCCGAAUAUAUUUCAGAUUCAUCCAUUGUAUCUGCAGUCCAGCUCCUAUUCAUAGUGGAUUUUCCUUGAUAAAGUAUUGCGAAACAAAAUUUUGAAUAGCCUACUCACAUAACACAUCACAUUUCUUUUAAAAUCAACUGAGUUAAAGCAGUUACAUCUUUUAAGAAUUUCAGAUUAUUUAUUGACAAUAGUUUUUAACGCCGUUUUGAUAUUAUUACACUUUCAGAUACUUCAAUAAAAUCUUCUACCAAUGUACGAACAUUCGAGUUAUCGCGUUCAGUUAGCUAUUUCCAGAUGUACCUGCUGAAACCAAAGAUGAAAUUCCUCAUUUCAUUGUUUACCUGCAAGUGAUUCCCUACUAGAAUGCGUGAUUUUGUAUUCUAUUUUCUCAAAACUCACUUGCUAGUAAGUACUUUUAGACCUUAUGCAAUUCAUUACCUUUCUGUUCACAAAUUGUUACAAAUGAAUAGCUUUAAUCACUUAGUUUGCCUUUUAGCUUGUAAUUAUAAUGAAAUCUGACAAUACGUCAUUUGUGUAUUGUAUAAACUAAAUCUUGACACACAUGAUAUUUUAAUUAUUAGUUUCGAAUUCAAUCAUGUUGAUAAGUUGGUGAUUUUUUGUGAUUGAAUUCGGGUGAGAAAGUUUGUUAUGUAUUAAAGUAUGUAUCGAAGAAUUACCAACAUCAAAAUGAAUUUUGUAAGCAGAAUUGCUUACGAGAUUAUCUUGCUAUAACUAUGAUAAUAUUCGCAUAAAGUUUGAAGGUGGAAAAAUCCUGAAGGUUAGUUCCACCUUUCCCUUUGUGCGAUGAAUCAAUGAAACUGGUAGAUUCUAGAAUCAGUGUAUGAUACAAACAAUUUUAUUUUUAGUUGUAUUGUAAUAGUUAGAAUUGAACUAUUAAUUUUGUAUGUGUUGGUAUUCCUGAUUGUUACUGCUGAGGCAGCUCUCGUAUUAUGAAUCUGUAACUGCGUUUCAUAAUAACUAAUAAUUAUUGCAUAUAUAUUUGUAUAGUUGAUUAAAAAGAAAAAUCAGAUAAAAACAUCAGUUAAAUAUGUUUCCAAAACUGUAUGUUACCUUUUAAAUGAAUGAUUAGGAUGAUGAUGAUAAUGAAUAAUAAUAAUAUUCGUAUUCAAAAUAAGUUAGUUUAUUGAAUAACUUAAUCUUGUCUAGAGCAUUUUGCAGCACUAUUGGAGGAAAGUGAACAACUUUUAGAUACAGCCAAUCAUUAGUUGAUGAGAAUCUGGGAGAAUGCUUGCAAAUUUAAAGGCACGUAAGUUUUUUGAUUAGAAUAGAAGUUUUCCUCCUCUCUAGCAAAGUGUUUAAUCUUAGCUACUAACGAGUGACUGUUCAUUCAAGUAUAAUAUAAACGUGUACAUUUGAAAAUGCGUACUACCAUUUCAGUAGGAGUUGUAACGCACAACUCUCGUAAUAUUCUUAAAUAAUUACGACACUAUAGUCGGACUAUUUUCUUCACAAUUCAUCAUACAAUUCCUUUGUAAAUACUUGCAGGCACUCUUCUGUUGCUCAUCGGUUUGCAUUGCAAGCAACUCAAUUCACUUGGGUUGCCAUCAUUCUCAUCCUGUACGCAUCUUCAGCUUGUCAAACACUAUUCUCUACACUUGAUAUGAACUAUUAAUAACAAUACAAACUGAAUCCUCCGUUUGAUGCUUUGAAUUCUCCUGAUCAUACGAACAAAUUGUAAUAAUUUCUUGGUUGAUUUGUCACACCUGUUAUUCAUAUUGCACUUACAGUAAUUUCCUAUAAAACAUAAUAACGUUGAAAAAAUGUAACAAAUAAAAUUUUAGCUUAAAUUUGAAUCACCUCAAGAUUUUCUUGAAGUCAACCAAGUUUAUUAGAGAAAAUGUAGUAAAGCAUACAAAUAUGUUAUAACUAAUAAUAACAUGUAAGUGCUCUAAUACUUUAAUUGAAUUGUCUUUUGAAGUGUAAAUAUUUUAAUGUAACUGUGUAUUGAUCAGGUCUCUAAUUACCUGGACCAAAAAUUAUAAAACAUACCGUAUUUCAACCAUGAAAUGCACGUAUUGUAUCGUUAUCGCAAUGUUAAUUUUGGUUAUUCACGUAAUGAAGUUAUGAGGUGUUGGAAAACAAAAAUUGUUAUUGGGAAACUAAAACAUUUUUUGUAUUGUAGAGAAGUAGGUACUGUCGAUUCAAUUGAUAUUGAAUUAAUGAUAAACAUAAUUUGAAAUUUUACUGACACACAGUCUUGAUUGAAUCUAUUUUCGUAGAUAAUUGAUUAAUUAGAUUCGAUUGAAUCUUUUUUCGUAUAUAGCGAUUAUUUCAAGCUCUGAAAUAUUGUGUGUUCAGUGUUUAUUCCAAGUGUACUUUCAGUUUCUUAGUUGGUGAGAUUGAAAGUAUGCUUGGAAACUUGUAUGUAAGUGUUGUGAGUUAAUUUCCACUUCAUUCAUAAAAAUUAUAAAAUGAUUUGUUUCUCUGUAAAAGUUUAAUGAUAGAAAUAAUACAGUUUUAUGUUUUAUUUGCACUAAAAAUGAAAUUAAUAUAACGUUUAGUGAAGUGCCUAUACAAUGAAACACUUCAUCUCAAUGAAUAAUAACUAAAUAUAUUGGCUAAAAAUGGUAAUUGGUUAAAGGAUUUGAAACCAACAUUAUCUAUUUUAUUGAUUUUAAAGAAGUACAAAAGUAAUAAUUUUUAUAUUGAACUUUUGGAAAAAAUAGUAAAACCUUGGCAUUGAAUAAUGCAUUGAGUCGAAAGUUAUGUUUUAUACUAACUUUUAUCACAUUGCAAUAUGAUUUUUGAUUGGGAGAAACUAUUGUAGAAUCUUAAUAAAUUUAAUAUUCCAAGUGCAUGACUUUUAUCACUUUUGCUCUGAAUUUCUAUUCAUGUAGUCUUCCAGUCCUAUCAUUUAAUUUUAUUUAAUUUGUGUCAUAAUUAAUUGACACAUAAAAGGAAAAGAUUCAAAUUUUUACAAGAAGUCAUGCACACAAAACAGUUUUAUGAAAUAUAGCCUGUUUUAGAUAAAGGUACAGGUGAAUCAAAUUAUAAAUCUGUUGAAAAUAACUAAAAAUAUAAUGUAGUUGGUCCCCUGUUGUUGACAAGUGUAUGCGAAUGUAAAACAUUACUUCACCUAAAAUGAUACCUCAACUGAAGAAUAAUUUUGGUUUCGGUUCUGGCAAAAAAUACGAAAUUAUUUGGAAUACAUUACUUGAAGCUCUUCUUGGUCUCAAAUCGAGCCCAUUUCUAGCUUGGAACAAGAAUUUAUUCUUAAUCUAAAUUCAUUACCCUUCAAAUAUUAUUAGACACCUUUAUUGAUGAAUAUUUUCAGCUUAGGUAUCAUUUAACAUUCAAAUGCCUUGUGCUAUUUUAAAUGUUUUCUCACAGGGAGUGCAUUGACGUUAAUCAAUUUGUAAAUUCAAUGAAAUAAAUUAUAAGAAAACUAUUAAUAUUGAUUAAUAAUGUUAAUUUAUCUCUACAAGUCUAGUUACUCUUGACAUUUUAUUGCAAUGAAAUUUCAAAGUAAUGGCAUAGAAUAUUCCAUCUUUCCAGAGCAGCUAGGCUUUGUUAAUUAGAUCUGCUCUUGAAACGUUUUGUCAGGAUUUUCAAAUGUGGCAGUAAAUACAAUAAUAAGUAGGUAGAUUAAUUUUUCUUAGUUGUAUAGUUUUGUUCUAAAGAAAAGUUUUUAUUUUAGUUAUAUCUAAGGGUUGUGUGAAAGUUGAUAGAAUGUAUGUCUCGUUAAUCUGUUGAUUUAAAAAAAAAAAUAUUUUAUCACAGUAGAAUAACAAAAAAGUUGAGUUGUCGCCUUUAACUAACGCUUGUCAUAAAUCCAUUCUUUAGAAAACAUCAUUGGUAUUUUUUUUUUAGUUAUGCUUCAUUCUUUUGUCAUGUUAUGGUACACUACAAAAAUAUUCACACUCUUGUUUUAAUUUUUACAUAUAUACAAUUUUAAUAUAAGAUUUUGUUAUAUUAUUACUUUUAUACAAUUUCUCAAGAUUCACUUUUUUAAAUAUGUCUAUUGUAGGAUAGCACAUAAUAAAUUCGUUUCACAUUCAUUCAAAUGGAAUUAAAUUUUAUUACAACUGUUUUAUCGUACUGUGUGAGCUUCAUUCUAAUAUCACACGCAAUUAAUGUAUAUUAAAUACAUAGAACUCAGCAAUAUAUUUUAUAAUAAGAAUCUUGUCUGAAUCUUGAUGAUUCUUUUUAAUUUUAUCAACUCAGUAAUCUUUUGAGCAUCAUUCACUCAUCAAAUUGUCUCACCUAUUUAAAAGCAAACUAAUAGUGUUAUUACAUGUUGAAUGAUGUAAUUUUCCUAGCUUAACAAUAGGUGUUACGCUGUAAUUGAAUGUUGUUUGUUGCUAUUUGUGUAUGUAAUUGUAAUAGUUUGACUAUGAGGGUGAAUUAUUUGUUGAUAAUUGUGUAAUGGCCUUUCUUUCUCUUAGUACUUCAUCUCAUGAUAGAUUUUGCCCUGUUAGUGAAAUGAAUUCACUUUUUUAGUGUAACUACUAUCUAGUGUUUCCCUGUGUUGUUCUUUCAGUCUUAUCAGUUUUGUGUGAUGUAUGUGAUGAUUAAUAUACAUAGCUCUUAAUUGAUGCGUCAGGAGAUAAGUUACACUAUAAUUUUGUGGAAACUAUUGAAAUGGGUCGCCUUCGAUAUUUUAAAUUACUUGAGGUGUUUGAGAAAAUAAUAUUUUGUUAGUUUCAAAUUCUUGAUCUAUUCACAGUUUCAUGAAAAAUGGAGUCAAGUUUUUAUGAAGAGUGUGCAAUUGGUUCAAUAAUAACAAUAAUUGUUUGGCUAGUUGUAAUCAUCAUUUUGAUAUUAUGUAGCUAUGAAAUCAUGAGUUUGUCACACACAUUCAUUCAAACGAAACGUUUUAUUGUUUCAUCAUCCAUUAUGUUACGCGUCUUUUAUUAUUGUUUCCAUUAUGUUACGCGUGAACUCGUUGAAUCAAUCGCUUCUUCAAUCACGGUUUUGCAUAUUAAUCUUAAUUGCAGGCUAGUACCUUCUUACCCAAAACAUUUUUAACGAAAAGUAGGUUAGUUCAUCAACAAUCGUGUAACUAUUUCAGAAUCAAUUGUGUACAUAAACUUGCCUAAACUGUCUAGAAAGGUGAACAGAAAUGUUAAACAUUUUUCAUGGAACUGUAAAUACUCCAAACGUAGGUACUAAUGAGUAUCCUAGCUAAUACCGGAAUGAAUCUUGUAAAUACAGUAAGCAAAACUUAUUCAACAUAAAAUUAGGUCAACAAAUCUUGUUUUUAAAGCACAAUGUUGAUGAAUUGAUAAUAAUAGUAUUAUUGAUGAGCUUAACUUGUUAGAAAUUGUAUUAUUAAAUCAUUAGUGAUUUCUUCUGGUCUCAAACAGAUUUUUUUGAAUCAAUGAUUUUUUUCUAAUACAUUUCUAUUGUUAAACAUUUUCAUUUGAAUUGUGAGCAGUGGUUGUGAUUGAGCGUCGUAACAGGGGAAGAUGUUUGCAGCCUGCUUGUGGCAAAAUGUGAAUCCACCUACAAAUAGGUAAAAAAAAACUUUACAAAAUGUUCAAAUUUGUACGAUUGCCUCAUAUCUCCCACUGAUUAAUUUGAUGAUGAAACAAUUUUAUAAUUUUCUAUUGUUAUCUAUCAUCUUACACAUUUUUGUGUCUUUAAAUUCUCGUCUUCUUGUUGAAGAAGAGAAAUCCUAUGAACAAUCAUUUGAUAAUUAUUUAACACCAAUUGAUAUUAAAGCUAUUGUUUUGAUUGAUAGUGCAUAUUCUGAUAGCAAGUUGAAGAAAGUCUAUUGCCAACUUUGCAACGCAACGAUCGAUCAACUUGCUAUCAUAGAAUUGGUCUCUGAGCAGGAUUUAUCCAUCUUUUUUUGUAAUAUUGUAUUUCUCUUAUGGCAGAGUUGUUAUGUUGAAUAAAGAUUGUUUUUCCUGAAA
This is a messenger RNA of Nilaparvata lugens (brown planthopper), 8612 nucleotides long. RefSeq lists its product as uncharacterized. The record is from RefSeq and is a predicted model, not a curated record. The transcript is spliced from 9 exons. NCBI's taxonomy places the organism in Eukaryota, Metazoa, Arthropoda, Insecta, Hemiptera, Delphacidae. The coding region runs from base 480 to 2540 and encodes 686 amino acids.